GACACACACAUCCUUGCUCCCAGCCAACUGCCUGGUAGAAUCUGCUAGGAGAACAGCGAGAACGAGAGAAAUGCAGAAACAGUGUUCACUUUGGGGGCCCAUAAAAUCUAUAACAGCAGAAUCCAGCCCCUGUCAAAGUCGUCCAACAGCUGCUGACAAGGAUGGGGUGGUUCAAGAUGCAGAAUAUUGAAACCUAAGGAAUUUAUUUUGGCACCUGUGGAAGAAAAUCCUACAAUUGCCACUGCUUUCCUUGUGACACUGAAAAAGCAGAUUGUGUGCAUCAGGAAGAUAAGCAGAGGAAAGACACAUUUCCCCAAAGUUGAAAAUCUGCCUGGACCGCAGACAUGGGGCCAUCUCCCAGGAGCAGUGACAGUGCAACCCACAUUUUCUAAAGGGGAACUUGACUUUCUCUCAAGCCAGUCCCCCUCACCCUUGUGCCCUGAGCCAUGGCAGGAAACAAAGAGAGGGGCUGCUCUGGUGGAACUCCCCUGGCCCAUGUGAAUGGUUUUCCUACAGCUGUAUAUCCCUUUCCUUUCCCCAAUCCGCACUUCGAGAUGCUCACAAAUGGAGGUUAUUUCCGGACCUAUCCUACCGACCUGCCCAAGGAAAUGGCAUCACUAUCGGUGGAGACCCAAAGCACCAGUUCUGAAGAGAUGGUGCCCAGCUCCCCCUCGCCACCCCCACCCCCACGUGUCUACAAACCUUGUUUUGUCUGCAAUGACAAGUCGUCUGGCUAUCAUUACGGAGUCAGCUCCUGCGAGGGCUGCAAGGGUUUCUUUCGCCGAAGCAUCCAGAAAAACAUGGUCUACACAUGCCACCGGGACAAGAACUGUCAGAUCAACAAGGUCACCCGGAACCGUUGCCAGUAUUGCCGCCUGCAGAAGUGCUUUGAAGUUGGCAUGUCCAAAGAAGCCGUGAGGAAUGACCGAAACAAGAAGAAAAAGGAUGUGAAAGAGGAGGUGGUGGUAGAUAGUUACGAAAUGACACCAGAACUGGAAGAACUUAUCCAGAAGGUCAGCAAAGCUCAUCAGGAAACCUUCCCUUCCCUCUGCCAGCUGGGCAAAUACACCACGAACUCUAGUGCAGACCACCGGGUGCAGCUGGACUUGGGGCUGUGGGACAAAUUCAGUGAACUGGCCACCAAGUGCAUCAUCAAGAUUGUGGAGUUUGCCAAGCGUCUGCCAGGCUUCACCAGCCUCAGCAUCGCUGACCAAAUCACCUUACUCAAGGCUGCCUGCCUAGACAUCCUGAUGCUCCGCAUUUGCACCCGUUACACUCCAGAGCAGGAUACCAUGACCUUCUCAGAUGGUCUGACCCUGAACCGUACACAGAUGCAUAAUGCUGGAUUUGGACCCCUCACUGACCUGGUCUUUGCAUUUGCUGGGCAAUUACUGCCCCUUGAGAUGGACGACACGGAGACAGGCCUGCUCAGUGCCAUCUGCCUCAUCUGCGGAGAUCGAAUGGACCUGGAAGAGCCAGAGAAAGUAGAUAAACUGCAGGAGCCACUUCUGGAAGCAUUGAAGAUCUAUGCUCGCCGGCGUCGGCCCAACAAGCCUUACAUGUUCCCCCGCAUGCUGAUGAAAAUCACAGACCUGAGGGGGAUCAGCACCAAAGGUGCCGAGCGAGCCAUCACCCUGAAGAUGGAGAUCCCGGGCCCCAUGCCGCCACUCAUCCGAGAAAUGCUGGAAAAUCCUGAGAUGUUUGAAGACGAACUGCCUCAGCCUCCACCGUUGGCCAGAGCCCCCAGCAAGGAGGAGACCCCAGCUGACCCGAAGAGCCAGGAGGAGGAGGAGGCCCCCUAGCACCUCAAAAGAGCCACAGGAUCUUAGGCUAGGAAAGGCCAGGAGAGGAAAACCUGUUCACAUCUCUCUCCUCCAUCCUUCCUGUUGCCAGUUUCCUCCAGGACACUUUGUUCGUGCUUGCCUUUCCUGCUCUUGGCGUGCCCAAGCCAGAGUCUGAGGUAACGGCAACACUCCCUAACCGACUCGGAGGCGCCGCGUCCCCCUCUCCGUCGUGUAUUUGAUGACUUGUGGAGAGGGGGUGAAGAGGGGAUGCCUUUUGCCUUAACCUUUCUCCCAUGGGGCCUUGGAUGUAUAUUCGGAAGCCAUUGCCCCCCCCCUCAACCCACCCCCUAAGCUUUGCCAAAGUCUCCCAAGGGCCCGUCCACUUGAGGCGGGCACCCUCAAGCCAAAUAUUCUGGGAAGCCCCCCGAGGGGUGAGACUCGAAGACCUUCCCUUUCCGAGCGGGCUAAGCUGCCAAUGUGCAAUUCCCCCCCAACCCCUUGCCUGUGAGGUGGGGGGAAGGGGGUACCUCAAGAGCUGAGAGAGAGAGAGAGAGACUCUUCCACUCACGGCAGGCCCUCUGCCAGGGGUUCUUGCCUCCUCCCCAGUCCACAGCCUUGGUGGGAAGUCAGACAUAUCCUUUGGCCUUCCCAGUCGGGAACCCAGGCAUCCGGGACACUAUUUAUUCAAGCUUCUGAAGAAGAGAGACCGAUGACCUGCACUCCAGCCAUCUCCCCCUCACAUCCCAUCUCACACACACAGGGAAUUGGACCCAUAAGUAUGGGGUAUGGGCAAGCACAAAGUCAGGAAGACUUCAGCACAAAAACACCUCCUUAUUGUGGGCUUUUAGGUGCCUGGGUGUUAAUAUCCAUUUCUUAUGGAGCCCAAUGAGAUGUGGAAUUUUUUUAUUAUUAUUUUAUUUUUGGAGGAAGGUGAGCUGUGAGGGGUGGGGGUGGGGGCUUUUUAAAAAGCUGUAUAAAGUGCUAAUGUCUUACUGUUGGGACAGGAGAUCAACCCCAUAGUGGGGUUUGGGAAGGUGCGGCAGACCUUCCUGCUGCCUCCUCAGUCCCAAAGCA
This is a messenger RNA of Pogona vitticeps (central bearded dragon), 2858 nucleotides long. The record is from RefSeq and is a predicted model, not a curated record. NCBI's taxonomy places the organism in Eukaryota, Metazoa, Chordata, Lepidosauria, Squamata, Agamidae.